Daldinia caldariorum is the source of this 1140-nucleotide messenger RNA. RefSeq names its product acyl-CoA N-acyltransferase. The record is from RefSeq and is a predicted model, not a curated record. The transcript is spliced from 3 exons. NCBI's taxonomy places the organism in Eukaryota, Fungi, Ascomycota, Sordariomycetes, Xylariales, Hypoxylaceae. Gene Ontology annotation, molecular function: acyltransferase activity, transferring groups other than amino-acyl groups. Bases 347 to 1027 code for a protein of 226 amino acids.
ACGGACAGGAUAAUCAAUCGCGCAUGGCUUCCGUCUGGAGGUACCUUACAGACCUAUCAAGUCUUUAAAUCCGUAUACGGAAAAUGAAGACUUCACGCGGUCCGAAAAAGGUGGCUACAACGUUAGUUCUCGCUAAUUUGCCCCGUAUCUUACUGGACACCACUUUACAUUUCUGCGCCUCCUAGGCCGAUGACUAUUUUCAGGCCGGAUGAGUCAUUUCGAACUUGCUGCGGCACGGCAACUUGUAUAUAAAGCUUGAUUGAAAAAUGCAAGCCUGAUAUACACAAUGAUGAAACGAGAAGGCUCAAACGCUUAAGGGAUAUAUCACAUUCUAAGAAGCAUCAAGAUGGAAGGUCCUUGGGCUUUCGUAGAAACUACGCUUCCGCACAUGCCGCUCCCACCAAUUUCUCACCGCAAACCAAUUCGAACGGAACGACUACUCAUUCGGCCGCUGCAGGAGGAUGACCUCCAAGCAUACCACGAGUUGCGCCUGCAGCCGGAAGUGAUGGCCAACAGUAGGAAGGGCAGGCCUGAUCGCGAUGUGGAAGAGACUCGCUUAGGGUUGAAUGACUUUUUGCCGCCGCGCAGCGACGAGACGUUCUUAUUGGGAGUCUUCCUUCCUUCGACGGGCGAACUGAUCGGAGAGGGUGGAAUUCAUACGCUGGAGUCUUCGUCCUGCGGUUGGCCUGAGAUUGGGUACCGAUUUAAACGGGAGGUUUGGGGUCGGGGCUACGCAACAGAAUUCCUCAAGGCGUUGCUCGAAGCCUGGUGGGAUUUGCCCAGACAUCGCACUCGACUUCGCGUCCAUUCAUCAUCUAUUCGGAAGGGUAAAGAGGUGGAGGCUGUGGAACAGGUUCACGCCCUUACGGAUUUACAGAACAUCGGGAGUCAAAAGGUCCUGGCGAAACUUGGGUUCGUAGAGUUCUCGGAAUAUACGGAACCAGAUACCCAAGAGCAUAGGCUCGGCCAGCCGGUGACGUUGAAGGGGUAUAUGCUUUCUUUUCCAGGGGAUAAAACGGGAGUUUGAGCUAAGAAUUAGUCGUAUUGACAAAUACUUGAGACGAGUAGCGGAUACGGUUGAAUAUCACACGUGUGACACUCGAAUCGAUUUAAUUAGAUCUCGGAAAUAAUCGAAAUGAU